Messenger RNA from Alternaria arborescens, 2175 nucleotides. RefSeq lists its product as hypothetical. The record is from RefSeq and is a predicted model, not a curated record. Gene Ontology annotation, biological process: regulation of DNA-templated transcription. Gene Ontology annotation, cellular component: nucleus. Lineage: Eukaryota; Fungi; Ascomycota; Dothideomycetes; Pleosporales; Pleosporaceae. Gene Ontology annotation, molecular function: transcription cis-regulatory region binding; zinc ion binding; DNA-binding transcription factor activity, RNA polymerase II-specific. The transcript is spliced from 4 exons. The coding region runs from base 1 to 2175 and encodes 724 amino acids.
AUGAACGUCAAACAAGCGGCAUGUCUCAACUGCCGCAAAAGCAAAAUUAAAUGUCGGCGCACAGAAGGCGCGCCGAUAUGCGAACGAUGCCAGAACGUCGGCAUUGAGUGCAUCAUUCCCGAGUUUCACAUUGGUAGACAAAAGGGUGUAAAAAACAAACGAUCAGGCUUAGAGAAAGCGAUAUACCAGGUCGAGGAAGCCAUCAAGAAGAGGAAGUCGGAUGCAGCUACGAGUCAGAGUACGCUGCAGCAGCUGCAACAACUCCUAAACGAGGCACAAAGGGACGAGGACUCGAACCAGAACCAGAACCCGGACACGUCUCCGGCCUCAGAGGUGUACCCACAAGCAUCAGUAAACAAUCUCGUUGGCACUUCAAGCGAUGACCAGCUCGCUGUUGAAGAUGUCGAGAACCCGCUCCAGCUCCUCGCUCGGGCAUCGGAUCUACGGAUUGCAACCCCACAAUCGUACAACCCGAGUACCGCCAGUCCAGAAGGCAGGUUCAAUGGCAGCGAACAGAGCGCAUUUCUGGACGUUCAUCAUUUUUUCCUCCCCAUGAAGGCAAAUCCUGAUCAGGGCUCAGGAUUGGAUCCGAUCGAUGUUGGUCUUGUGACCAAGGAUGAAGCUGAGAUGCUUCUACAGUAUUUUCACAAGAAACUAGCGCAUACGCGCUGGGGACUCGACCCGUUGGUACACACGUUGCCUUUUGUCCGGAACCGCUCAGCCUUCUUGUUCACUACGUUACUAGCCAUGACUGCCAUCUUUCUGCCAGAAACCUCUGCUCUGGCUAAGCGGCUACUACUGCAUCGCAGGUUUCUGGCAGAACAGGUCAUCACUCGAAAGUACAGAUCUGUCGAAAUCGUGCUAGCUUUCAUGGUCAGUAUACCUUGGAUGCCUCCAGGGUCGCAUGCGAGCGAUGAUGAUACCAGUCUCUACUUGGCUACAGCUCUAUCCAUCGCGCUGGACUUAAUGCUAGACAAAGUAAUCACACCGUCUAUAUCUUUCGACCAGGAAGUCGUUAGACAGAUACCGAAGGCUGAGUGUCUCCACGCAAGAAAAGCACUGGCUAUGGACGGCUUCGAAGAUGUCGACCCAAACUCGGAAUGGGGCCAGCGACUUCUGCGGCGCAGAGAAAGGGUCUGGAUCUCCCUAUUUGUAUUGGAACGUGGAGUCUGUCUAGCCCGCGGCCGCAGCUACUGUGUUCCCAAAACGUCUUUGAUUCAGUACUGCGACAAGUGGCACUUCAAUCAGUACGCUGAUGCCCAGGACGGACCGCUCAUAUCGAUGGCAGUACUCCGCCGCGAUCUUGAUGACCUCUUUGCUGAGGUGCGAACGCGCUGUGACAAUUACCGUCUUGUCGAGGUGGGCUCAAAGGUCGCCCAAGAAAUUGACGGGUCUGUCGAAAGCUUCUUCGAUAGCUGGUCUCGAGCCUGGCCUUCUGUGAUCGCUGAUCCAGAGAGUAAGAGUCUACCUCCGUAUGUCGAAAUUCUGGUCACACAUACACGACUUUCGACCUAUUCAAUGCUUCUUAAUCACCCAAGCGCACCUCCAGAAGUCAAACGAUCAUUUCGCAAGUCGGCGCUAUCUUCUGCACUCAACGUUAUGCGCGCGGCAAUCCAAGGCGAGUCUCGUCUCAAGUCGAUGCCGAAUAACACAGUCACGAUGAUUUGUUUUGCUGCAAGCAUAGCACUCGCUUUGAGUGCACCCGUACCGGAGGGUAGUGGAAACAAGAAGAGCCUUGCCCCAAGUGUUCGACAUCUCAUCGAAGACACAGCAACGGUUCUUGAGCGUAUAGGCAGCACACCAAUUCAUCGCAACGGUGCCUCCGUUGUUUACGGUCGCUUCUUGCGCGUUCUCGUCAAGCAGGCGCCGGACAUUGAAAGGAUGAUCCGAUUGCCAUCGCACGAUCCUGCACCAUCAUCCAUGGCCAUACCAGACCUUCUGUCACCGUCAUAUAAGGUCAAUGAAGCAUUGCCCGAGAACCACACGAUGGGCCCGGAUCCGAUUUCUAGCUACUGGCCGGAUACACUUGACUUUUCGGCCAUGUCGUACAAUGAAGUUAACGAGACUGUGACGAACUCAGACCUGUUUUCAACGGCGCUGUUGGAUCUGCCUUGGAAUGACAGCAAUCCAUUAUGGACGGACUGGAUGAAUCUACCGGACUUCAACUUCCCGUAA